CGGUAGGUCACCGGGUAUAAAAUACCCCGCCCAGAUGCGACUCGUCAUCUGUUACAUCUUGCACAAGACUCAUAAAGGUCUUACUGUGGGAGAUAAUCUUUUCCUUUUUGGAAUCACAGCUCUAUACUUUUUCAUCUUUAUAAAAUCAUGCGUGAGUGUAUUUCAGUGCACGUUGGUCAGGCUGGCGUCCAGAUUGGAAAUGCCUGCUGGGAGCUUUACUGCCUGGAACAUGGGAUCCAGCCGGACGGACAGAUGCCCAGCGACAAGACCAUUGGAGGAGGAGACGAUUCCUUCAACACCUUCUUCAGUGAGACUGGAGCUGGAAAACACGUCCCCAGAGCUGUUUUUGUCGACCUGGAGCCCACUGUCAUUGAUGAGGUGCGUACUGGGACCUACCGCCAGCUGUUCCACCCUGAGCAGCUGAUCACUGGUAAGGAGGAUGCUGCCAACAACUACGCCCGUGGACACUACACCAUCGGUAAAGAGAUCAUUGACCUGGUGCUUGAACGGAUUCGCAAGCUGGCUGACCAGUGCACCGGUCUUCAGGGCUUCCUGGUCUUCCACAGCUUUGGUGGUGGCACCGGCUCUGGUUUCACCUCCCUGCUGAUGGAGCGUCUGUCCGUUGACUACGGCAAGAAGUCCAAGCUGGAGUUCUCCAUCUACCCAGCUCCCCAGGUUUCCACCGCUGUGGUGGAGCCCUACAACUCCAUCCUGACCACCCACACCACCCUAGAGCACUCUGACUGUGCCUUCAUGGUAGAUAACGAGGCCAUCUACGAUAUCUGCCGUAGGAACCUCGAUAUCGAGCGUCCUACUUACACCAACCUGAACAGGUUGAUCAGUCAGAUUGUGUCCUCCAUCACUGCUUCCCUUCGUUUCGAUGGUGCUCUCAAUGUUGAUCUGACGGAGUUCCAGACCAACUUGGUGCCAUAUCCCCGUAUCCACUUCCCUCUGGCCACCUAUGCCCCUGUCAUCUCUGCUGAGAAGGCUUACCAUGAGCAGCUCACUGUAUCUGAGAUCACAAACGCCUGCUUUGAGCCAGCCAAUCAGAUGGUGAAAUGUGACCCUCGCCACGGUAAAUACAUGGCUUGCUGCCUGCUGUACCGUGGUGAUGUAGUGCCCAAAGAUGUGAAUGCUGCCAUUGCCAACAUCAAAACCAAACGUUCCAUCCAGUUUGUGGACUGGUGUCCCACUGGUUUUAAGGUUGGCAUCAACUACCAGCCUCCCACCGUGGUUCCUGGUGGAGAUCUGGCCAAGGUCCAGAGGGCUGUGUGCAUGCUGAGCAACACCACUGCUGUUGCAGAGGCCUGGGCUCGCCUUGACCACAAGUUUGAUCUGAUGUACGCUAAGCGUGCCUUUGUUCACUGGUAUGUGGGUGAAGGUAUGGAGGAGGGAGAGUUCUCUGAGGCCAGAGAGGACAUGGCAGCUCUGGAGAAAGAUUAUGAGGAGGUUGGAGCUGAUAGCCUGGAAGACGAUGAGGAAGGAGAAGAGUACUGAGAAAACCUCCUUCCCUUAUUAGUCUGUGUACUUUUAACAAUAAGUAAAUUAUCCCACUGUAGGAUAAACUUAAAGGAAGGAUCUUAUCUUAAUAAAGAUUGUUCAGUGAAUUCA
Molecule: messenger RNA, 1611 nt
Organism: Mugil cephalus (flathead mullet)
Lineage: Eukaryota; Metazoa; Chordata; Actinopteri; Mugiliformes; Mugilidae
Product: tubulin alpha-1C chain
Exons: 4
Coding region: 148-1497 (449 amino acids)
Biological process (GO): mitotic cell cycle; microtubule cytoskeleton organization
Cellular component (GO): cytoplasm; microtubule
Molecular function (GO): structural constituent of cytoskeleton; GTP binding
Source: RefSeq, a predicted model, not a curated record